AUGAUUGAAGAGCUUACUUCCAGCAUUCCUGGCUCAGCCUCCUUGGUUUUCUAUUCCUAUGUCUAUCCAUCUCCUACAGAUCUACGCCAAUCUACGUCACUACCUAUGACAAAUUCAAAUAAUGAACGAUCAGCAACUCGCCGAACAGAGAUUCUGUAUUCCUCGGUUUGUCGGCCGCGUUGAUAUUGUUCUCUCUACCUCCAGUCAAAACGCUUGUGCUGUUAUUGACGACUGCAUCUUGCCGUGACGCUUAGUCUGGUACUACGACGUUGUGAUUCAUUCGUUAGCCUCACCUUCCUUUGCUUUCCCCCCUAUGUGCCAUGCUACUACUGCAGAAGGUGAACCCAAGAAGGAAAUAGUUGACUUAUCCCUUUCUCCCAGUCUUGUUCAAAGGCCUCCCAAGACUGGCAGUCUAAAACGUCACUCUUCAUUCGAUUCACUGUCCACUCCCGAGCAUUCCUUUUCUCGCCAUCCAGCCACUUUUUGCUCAAGAUCAAUAGGAAGCACGUCUCCUCCUUCGCUUACUCGCUCACCGCCCUCUCCCCCCCCAUUCUCACUUACUACAUUCUCUCCAAAACCUUCUCCAACGACGAUUAUCUUCACUAUCACCGUUACAGAGCCUCCUGUGACUCAUACCAGGAAUGUAUUAAUAACUGUGCAAGCAACGGCCACCGUGCUGUCUCUCAGUCUCAUAACAGAGACUUUUACGGAGACGAUUGACCGUACGACGAUGUUACCUCCCACCACACACACCGAAACCAAACUGAUCAAUUCCACGGAAAUAGCAACAGCCAUCACCCAAACCGAGACAGUCACAGCAACAACACCAACACCUUCAUCUACCGGUGCCCAUUUCCAGUCAAAAUUCUGACAAUGCGAUGAUUGUUGUUGGAAGUAUCUCUAGUAUCAUGCUAGUAUCACUGGUCCUCAUCACUCUGCUCGUUCUUCUGUGCCUAUGCCUUUAUCGGCGACACAAAACCCGGAGGGCUUCUGACUUCUUGGAAAUCUCACCUUCGUCAAUGAC
Messenger RNA from Guyanagaster necrorhizus, 1024 nucleotides. RefSeq lists its product as uncharacterized. The coding region runs from base 314 to 871 and encodes 185 amino acids. The transcript has 4 exons. The record is from RefSeq and is a predicted model, not a curated record. Lineage: Eukaryota; Fungi; Basidiomycota; Agaricomycetes; Agaricales; Physalacriaceae.